Cercospora beticola is the source of this 1230-nucleotide messenger RNA. Its product is annotated as thioesterase family protein. NCBI's taxonomy places the organism in Eukaryota, Fungi, Ascomycota, Dothideomycetes, Mycosphaerellales, Mycosphaerellaceae. Gene Ontology annotation, molecular function: fatty acyl-CoA hydrolase activity. Gene Ontology annotation, cellular component: mitochondrion. The record is from RefSeq and is a predicted model, not a curated record.
CACUCUCGAGACCACCCACGUCUUCUUGCCAUUGCGCGCGCUCGCAUCGUCGCGCAGACGCAUUGAUACUCGCGAUGCGUGCAGAAGGCCUCACAGCACUGAGCCGCGCGAAAUUGCUAUCCAAAGCGCCCGUACUGCCGCGCUGUGCAGCGAAGCAGCUCGGCCACCAACGAAGGCACCGCUCGACCGCGACGCCAGACUCCAAACUCGCAGAGCUCAGUCCUCGAUGGCUAUCAGACGUAAAGCAGAGAUUGGGAUACUGUAUCACGUGGGGUCUGAAGCCUGAUCAAACGCAAGAAGCUGGGAAGAUACUACAAGAGAUCGCCCGCGACUGGCGGGACUUGCUCGCCGGACGUGAAGGCUUUCUCACGAGUAAGCAGAGGCGGAGCACCUUUCGACAACAAGUCGUGUGGGGUGAGCAGGACUCCAUGGGCCAUGUCAACAAUGUGGUAUACAACCGAUACGCUGAGACAGGGAGAGUGGACUGGUUUUUGAAAUUGGCCCGCGUGGACCCAUUCAAUGCUGAAGCCUGGAGGACGAUUCUGACGCCAAAGGACCUCGGUCUGCUGUUGAAAAGCAUUCGAACCGACUUCAAGUUUCCUAUGAAAUAUCCCGAUCACGUUUCAAUAUAUCAUAAGCUCGGCACGGAGCCAGUCGAAGGGACCGACUCGUUCAUCAUGGAUGUGAUGAUUCUGUCGGAAGUGCAUCAGCGACCGGCGGCGAGGUGCGUGGAAGACUGUGUGCUGUACGACUAUAGGGUGGCCAAAAAGACGCCUCUGCGUCCCUUUAUGCUUGAUGUUCUACGGGAGACGUGGAAGCUGCAGGAGGAGACCAAGCGGAUCAAUAGCCAGCGAGUUGUGGCGCUUCUGGACAGGGUGCGUAAGCUUGAGAAGGACUCGUGGGACCGAGAAGGUGCUGUGGAAGAUCUGGGUAGUGCGAGCAGCUGAGCGUCCCGAUGGUAAGCUUCCUACUGCGUAAUCGCAGGUGGCGAUUGUGCUGCUGCUGGCCGCGACCAUACAGAGCAGCUGGUCGAUAGAUGAGAUGUUUUGUUUGAAACAGCGACCAACGCACAGUGUUCGGCACACUUGCUGCAGACAGGCGAGAGUUUGAUCUCCCGGCUGCCAAUUACAGCAGGUCGCAGCACGCCUUGCUCUCUGGAAGCAGCAGAGCAAGCUCGAUCAAGCCUCAAGCUCCAGAUCCUUCGUGGAGGAUCGAAACACAGCGCAUUAG